Messenger RNA from Linepithema humile (Argentine ant), 5231 nucleotides. The record is from RefSeq and is a predicted model, not a curated record. Lineage: Eukaryota; Metazoa; Arthropoda; Insecta; Hymenoptera; Formicidae.
UGAGCCAAUCAACGUUGACAAACGUCAUCCGUUUAUACGCAGGCGGUGAAUUACAAAUUAUUGCGGCGUAGUAGCAAUCAUUUGCGAAAACUUGAAUUUGUUGUAUUAUUUAUGCUGUUAUGGAGCCUGCUUCAGAUUGAUCAACGACGCAUUGUUCAGACGAAAAGGCAUAUUGGUCGGAGGUGGUGGAUACGGUCCGUGAACAGGCGCAGACGUGAUCAGGAUUUCAACUUUAACCUAUUUCGCGAGCUGAUUAUCAGCGAUGACGAAGAAUUUUUCGGGUAUACGCAGAUGUGGCCGGAGCAGUUUAAAUUCUUGUUCAAUUUAGUGCGUCCAUAUCUCGAAAAGCGCAGCAUCCGGACAUUUCUUUCACCCAGACUUUGUUUGAGCCUGACCUUGACGUAUCUUGCUCAAGGAGGGAACAUGCGGACAAAGCAUCUAGAAUUCAGGGUUGGGAAAUCUACGGUCUGCAAAAUAGUGCCAGAAGUUUGUCGUGCUAUAUGGCGUGCCCUGCAACCACUUGUACUUCCCACUCUAGAUGCUGAUGGCUGGAGAAAAAUAACAGCGAUCCAGCAACAGGUGUUCCUAUGACAUAAUACAUCAAUGAUCAUCAAUAAGAAACAGAGUCAAAGGAAGACAAAUGAGAGAAGACUAAAUGGAUAGAUCAUGUUAUUAACAAAAUAAAAUUUAUGCAGAUAAAAUACACGCGCGACGACAAUUGUAAUUUGAUUUUCCUGAGCGCAUUAUUAAUUUCAUCUUGAGAUUCGCUCUUUCGUUUGGAUGUUACUUGAUGUUAAAUGCGUUAUCAUGGGGGGAUUUGAUUUGUCCUCGUAUUAUACUACCACCGUGAACUCGAUGUUAGUCUAUAUAUAGUCACUCAUAGCCGUCAUUGCUAGAGGAAUUAGGUUACUUCCCAACGGAUAUACAAAGGGGUCUUGUAAAUGGUCGUAUCCUACAUGCAUCUAAAACAAUCACGUGCAAGUAUUUCCGCGUAACUGUCUUCUUUUUUCGCGAACGACUGCCAUUUUUAUAUUAAAAAUCUAUAAUUUCAAGUAAAUAUUAUUCCGUGAUUAAUAAUAGUUCAUAUUGUAACGUAUGCUUUAAAUAGAGUGCUAUAGAUAGAAUAACUCUGAUAAAAACCUUAUCAAUGAUUAUUGAUGUAUCAUUAUGUCAUAGGAACACCUGUUGCUGGAUCGCUGCUUUAUUAUUUAUAUUAUAUUAUGGUGGAAUCUUAUUAUUCGUUAUACAGAUUUAAUAGAUGCAAAAUAUAAUUAUUUACUUUAUUUGCCAGUGUUUGUACAGCCCGAUAUAAAUUGUAGCAUUCCGCGAUUUUACAUUACGUCUUCCGGAUCUGAUGUAGGCUCUUAUGAAUUAUUAAGAGAUAACAUUCACUCAUUAGGCUUCGACGUCACUGUUGAAGAUUCAUCUCGCGUUAUGUGGUCUCAUUUCGCUCUCAUUUUAUCUCUCUCUGAUUCGGUUCACCUUCGUUCACCAAUGUUGAGUAACGAUGUAUCGGCGGUUGGGUCGAUCGAACCGACGAUUUUUGCGAAACUGUGCAGCGGCAUUUUUCUCCCUUCGGCGUUUAUUAUUCGGUGCCGUGCGACCAGUCGCAAUGAGUACCCUCUUCCUGUGAUCUACCGAUCUCUCUUUCUCCCCGAAGCAUCUCUGUCCACUUGCCCGCGCGUCUCUUUUCCCCCUUUCGGUGCGCUUCUUUCGCUUCCCCGGGUCUCCCUCGGCGCGCGCACUAAUCAGCUUCCUGGAUGGGGCACAUUAUCUGCCUGAUUGCAGGCAGAUCCCAACAUCGCGGUGGGCGAUACCUAGCUCAAAUCUAUCAGAUCUCGACAGUCGAUCGCGCGCGCGAAAAGCUCAUCGGAAGCUCUUGCGGAUGUCACUCGCGCCCGCAACAGCGCGGUGCAAUGAUCCUGAAUGUAAUAGAUCGGGUGUGACCUCUUUCGGGGCCUUACCCCAUCGUGUCCUCGGGGCCAGCUUUCGUGCGCUUGUGCAGCCUGACCUGAUGGUUCUCGGUGGUUUGCGAGAGAAGAUCGUCGUGUAUCGCGAUGCGCUACCGAACGAUUCGCACGUGCUUUGAUAAUCGUCCGCGAAAAAAAAUAUCCGUUUACGGAGUUUGAUUCUCGAACAUAAAGAAGUGCACUAGAAGAUAAGCAAAAUAUUAGGAUACUCCGGAUAACUCGAGGAUUUUUAUAAAGCAUUUCUACGGCUGUGGAAGUUUCUUAGGUUGAAGCACCAUUGCGGACAUCUCAGUUAGUAUCUGAGCAAAUCGAAAUGAUUUACAUCGUGGAAAGGCGCAACACAGCCAUAAAAGCCGCGGGAUGAAGCAAGAUCCAGCUCGACAUUCCUCGUGCUACGGAAAAAGAGAUCUUGAAUCACGAAAUCUUGAAGCGACGUGCUUUUGAAGACUGAAGGAUGUCUUUGGGGCAACGUAUUUCCGGCGCAGUUGCUGUGCUCCGGGGAACCUCGAAAGAGGUCAAGGAGGGCGGCCACACAUCGUGUACAGAGGAGAUCGAGAAGAUGACGUCCGAGGAGGAAAUCGGGAUCGAAAAGCAGCACAAAGUAACGGCGCUCGACAGGCUACAAAUGGUAAUAGAAUGGAUGGGAAGUAACCUGCUCCUGACACUGACCAUUGCUGGAGUUUUGGUCGGUCUAGUUCUCGGGUUUCUGGGCCGAUUGGCUGAUCUUUCACCGGAGUCUAUAACCCUCGUCAGUUUUCCGGGAGAGAUCCUUAUGCGGAUGCUGAAGAUGUUUAUCCUACCACUCAUCAUAUCCUCGCUUAUCGCUGGAAUGGCACAACUAGAUGUUCAAAGAUCAGGAAGAAUAGGUGUCAGAGCGCUAACAUAUUAUUCGGUGACGACUAUUCUCGCUGCCAUAGUGGGUAUCGCUAUGGUGCUCAUGAUCCAUCCGGGUAAUCCACACAUCAAGAGCACGGUCGCGGCGGUGAUGAAAGCUGAGGAGACGAAAGUCUCCACUAUAGACGCGAUCCUCGAUAUAAUUCGAAAUAUGGUACCGGAGAACCUGGUGCAAGCGUGCUUCCAGCAGGUUCAAACUUCCUACGUGAGGAAGAAGGUGUUCGUGAUCGGCAGCUCGAAUCAAAGCGAGUACAUAUUGGAGCCGACCUUGGUUUAUAAAGACGGCACGAAUGUGAUGGGCAUGAUCGUGUUCUGCAUCAUCUUUGGUGUGCUGGCGGGCCAGAUAGGACCCCGCGGCAAGCUGAUGGUGGACUUUUUUGUAGUGCUGAAUGACAUUAUCAUGAAGCUCGUCACGAUUGUCGUAGUCUGGUAUUCUCCGUUCGGAAUUAUGUGUCUGAUAGCUGGAAAAAUCAUGUCGAUCGCCAAUCUGGCGGCAACUGCCCAAAUGUUGGGUCUAUACAUGGUGACAGUUGUGUUGGGGUUGAUGAUCCAUGCCAUUAUCACGUUACCAGUAAUCUAUUGGUUUAUGACUCGAAAAAAUCCAGCAGUGUUCUUCAGAGGCAUGAUGCAAGCUUGGGUCAUGGCGUUGGGUACGGCUUCAAGCGCAGCGACCUUGCCCUUAACUUUCCGUUGUCUCGAAGAAAACAACAAGAUCGAUCCACGUGUGACACGCUUUGUUGUAGCAGUGGGUGCCACUGUAAAUAUGGAUGGCACGGCUCUUUACGAAGCCGUAGCUGCGAUCUUCAUCGCACAACUGAAUGGAAUCUCACUCGGUUUCGUUGAAGUCAUUACCGUCAGUCUUACUGCUACUUUGGCGAGCAUUGGAGCUGCAAGUAUUCCUAGUGCUGCAUUAGUAACCAUGCUGUUAGUGCUAACUGCUCUGGGAUUGCCUACAAACGAUGUUUCACUUUUAUUCGCCAUCGAUUGGAUGCUAGAUCGGAUCAGGACCUCGAUCAAUGUUUUGGGCGACGGUUAUGGAGCUGGAAUAGUUUAUCAUUUAAGUAAGGCAGAACUGGAUAAAAUGGACGAGGAACGCAGAUUGGAAGGUUUAGAAACCGGAAACCCUUUUGAGAUGGCCACUGGAAGUCGCCAGAAAGAAGAGAUAAUCUUACAGGAGCAAACUUCCGAGACAAAAAUUUAAAUUUUUUUUUAGCAAAUAACGCUAUUAUUUCGUCAGGAAUGUUAUUUGUUAGUUUGCACAACUAUCAUUUAUUCCUAUGUAAGUAUAUGUGUGUAAUAUGAUUGAUUUUCACUGCCGAAACCAAGUUUUCCCCGUAAGUUAAGUGUUAAGUUUGACACAACGACAGAGUAUAUAUAAAACAUUAUUUAAAUCUUUAUAUUAUUAUUUUAUUACUAUUUUAAAUAUAUGACUAUUAAUUCUUUUGAUACGGAAGGUGUGUAUAUAUGUAUAUAUGUGUGUGUGUGUAUAUAUAUAUAUAUAUAUAUAUACACAUAUAUAUACUAUUUUUUUUAAAUUUAUUUUGUUCGCCGUUUUAUUUAUAGUUUCGACUCGUCAAUCGAUAGCGACUAUUUCGCAACUACCGUAUCGAAAGGGUUAAUUUUAUUUUUGUAAUUAAUCGAUAACACAUCAUAAAGCAAUUAUCCAAGAAUAAUGAUUCUGGGCUUACUAGAAAUGUCAGCUCUCAUCUUUCGAACGAGACUUGUUUGCUGUAACUUUUUUUAUGCAAAGAUUAAUGAUUUGUUAUUGAUAAUGAUCAUAUCUUGAUCUAGGCUGGAAUUAAUCGACAAAACAUGUAAUCCUUGCUCGAUUUACUACCACUGAUCAACUGAUCAGCUGACGCAGUAAUUAUGUAAUAGCUUAUGCGCAUAAUAUGUGCGUACGUACACAUGUGUAUAUCAUUCAUAAAUGAUACGCAGAUUUUCAAAUGUAAUAACUUACAAUUAGCGAAAAUUAACGAAGUGACAUGCGAUAAAAAUGGAGUUUCUAUGCUUCCAUAUAUUUAAGACUCUAGUAUAUAUACUUUUAUUAUGAUACAAGUGCAACAGUGUAAAAUAGUGAAUUAGAGUAUGUAGAAAGCCUUAUCCGACAGUUAUAAAAUACUUAUUCAUUCGUUUAUAAAUAAGCGACUUUGUUUGUAGCGCGCGUUAGCAGUAGUGAAUGAAUUGAAGUAUUAAAUACUGAAGUAGAAACGUGAGCAUGUUAAGUACAAAAUAAUGAAAAUUGUAUAUCAAUUUCUUAUUUUUUCCUAGUAUGCGAGAAUUCUACUUUGAAUUAUCAAAGAAUUUUAAUGUACAGUAAAAUAAAAAUAUAAGAUGCACAUAGUAUACCGUUGCACGAUAUAUUUA